GUACUUUUAGCAUCCCAGGUGACGCCUACGGAGACCGCGAGAGGAUGGAGAAGGGCUGCACCGUUGACAGACAGGCGAAGUGAACGAGAGGUGAUAAAUAAAGAGCUGGGAUUGCUCGUUAAACGGCCUGUCACUGUCUGGCUGAUUCUGACGGACAGCUAGCAUCAGACAGCGGCUACAUGAGCUAGCCGCUGGCCAUGUCAGCUAAUCAGCUUCUGUGUCGGUAACAGGACAGCGGAAUGCCAUUUGGGAACUACCUUAUUUUAACCCCAUUAUUUAUUGGUGCAUGAGUCCUUUGGGUCCUGCAAGGAGAACCCAUGGAACCCGACAUCAUACCCUUGCACUCCUCCUCCCUGCCUCUGAUGGAUGAUGAUGGUGAUGGGGAGGUGGCAUCAGAGGAGGAUGAGUUUAAGGACUUUUCUGUCGGGAUGCCCUGCUCCUCUCUUAAUUUUGCUGAUGCAACUGAGUCACCUUCUAGUUUCAGACCUCCUUCUCCAACCUCAGAACCAGCCACUCAUCAACCCAGUUGCAGCUCUAAGUGCGCAGGUGAACAAUCCCAGCCUACAUCCAAAGUGAAGCUGGAGUCUGGUAAGGCUCAGACGGAUGUAGGACAGCAGGAUUCUAAUGCUGAACCUUAUUUGCACCUCACAAAUGGAUUUGCUGAAAGUGAACAUAACUCUGGGGCCCAUACUUCUUCUGUAGCGGGUGGUCGGUCUCCUGUGGAGGAAAUGGGGUUUGCUGAUUUCACUGUGUUUACAAAGCAGAUGGGACACCCCUGGUGUUGUGGCUUCUCUCCAAUGGCUAACGCAGAGCAGAAGGAUGCGAGAGUAAGAGGGACAAACAGCAGCUUUAGUGAACAAAUGCAUGAAUCAGGAGAGGAUUGUAUUAUGGAAUCUGAGCCCAGAUCUCACUGUGCACACAAGGAAAAACAAAACAUCUGCACUGAGAUCAGGGACAGUGAGAAAAGAGAUAAAGCACUUGUGCAACCAUCUCAGGUCCAUCAUCAGCCUCAGGAAGCUGCAGGAAAUUUGAAUUUUCCAUCGGAAGAGAAGGAGCUAGAUAAGCCUUGGGAUAGUCAGAGGGAAAGGAGGAAUAGCUUUAAUUCUCCUCAAACCUCUGAGGUACAGGAUGAUGGAGAUGCAGAAGAAAUCUUUCAAACAUGUAGUAUGUAUGAGCCUAUGUCAGAGGACUUGGCAUCCUUCAGUGAUGAUUUGUCGUUUGAGGUUGCUUCUGCAGAUUUGGAACCAAAUGUUUCAUCCCUUGCUUCUCAAGAUGAUCAAACAGAUUGGGACCAGUUUGAUGAAGAGGAUGAAGACCUGGGAAACUGCAGACGUUCUGACUCUUUUGGAAACAGCAAUGUGACGAACCUCAACCAAAUUGAGUCAGAGAGGGGCGUUCAUCACUGCGAAUAUCCGACUCAGGAAAAUUCUGCUACCUCCAAACAGUCACAAUCUGGAACAAAUUUGCAAGACAGAUUUGCUGACUUUACUGACAGCAGUUUUGAGCAUCACAGACCUCAAGAAGAUCUUCAAAAAGCUGAUGCAGGGGUGCAGAUCCUGGGAAAUCUCCCACUGAGUGACAGCUUUGCAGAUUUCUGCUCAGCGCCCACGCAGGAGGAUGAAGAGGUGUCGUGGGCAGAAUUCAGUGACCAGAGUGCAGAGGAUGGAAAAAGUUGGAGACAGUUCAGAGUGCCAGUCAGCAGCCAGCAGACUGAUGUAGAUGAUGAGGAAAAGAAUAAGCAGGACAGAGUGGAAGGAACAAGAAGGAACAGCUCUCAGGAUUCACUGCCCUGUCGUGUCCAGGAAAUCCUUCAGGCCAGUUUCCCGAAGGUAGUGGUUCCAGCUGUGGAAGAUGAGAAGGAGCUGAUUGGCCUCAGUGCUUUGCUUCAAGCUGAGCAUCUCUCUGAGGGUGGGGAGGAGGUACCAGUCACCAGCAGUGCUCAGUGGAUUCAGCAGGAGAUGUUGAGGCCACAUCAGGAUGUCCACAGUGCAGUUGGGCUCCAGUUUCAGUGGGGUGGCUCCCAUACUAACAGGACUCUGCUCAGUUGCCUUGGCGUGGACACAAGGAACGUUGUGUUCACUGGGAGGAAUAAGCAGUUUGUGACUGUGCCUGCUUUUGCAUCCAGUCUGGGAAUGCUUGAGCCCACCAAAGAUGCUGUGCCAGCUGCCUGCUCUUCAGAACGCACAGCUGUUACAGCACAAGCACCUCCAGGGCCCCGGGAUAUACCGGGCCCCUCAACACAUUCAGCGCAGGAGGAGCUCCCUUCCAGCCAGCUGGACUGGAGCGGUCGUGGCCUUAGCAGCUCUCAGGACGUGUAAUCUCGCCUGUGUACAUCUGGAUCACUUCAAGCAUAACUGCCUAAUUUCAUGAUGAACAUCAAACUUUUGGAAAGCAAAGGUCAAGGAGAUGAUCUUGAAGGGGACUUCAGCCAAGUGUUGGUGGGGUACAGUUGUUUUUUUGUUUUUUUUUGUUUGUUUGUUUUUGUUUGGUUUUUUUGUUGGGUUUUUUUUGGGGGGGGGUGUUGUUUUUUGUUAAUUUGCCUUUUGUCAAUUGAAUUGCAGAACUUUUUGAUGACACCGCAAACAAAAAAAGGGCAGGUAGGAAAAUCCCAUCUGGUUCUUUCAUAACUUAAUGCGACAGGGAUUCAAACCAACACACUAAAAAAGAUAUAGCUGUGUCAGUGCUGGAAAACAGCUGUGAACAGUCAUACCGAAACUCAUUUUGCUGCUGCAUAUGUUUAAGAGGGUGAAGCUAAAAUAAAGUGUACUAAAUAAUUAUAACUAACAAAGAGUUUGUUUUCCAUGUCUGACAUGCAGCGUGGCUGAAAGCAUAGCUUACUAACUUAAAAAUCUGAAUUGUGACUACUAAAAUAUAAAAUCCAUUUUUAAUUUGUAGCAUGAAACGUAGCAUCUUUUUUGAUGGUGUUUAUUGAUAUACACGUAUAUAACGAAGGAUGGUUUUUAUUUAUUUGUAAUUUUUUAUUUUAUUUUUAGAUCAGCAACACAUAGAAGACAAAACUUAGGGCAGAACAAAGAAUAAAGUUGUAAUAAUGAAGCUUGCACAGCAGAGGGCAGUGUGCAGGGUGUAAGUGGUGCUGAUUGCAGAAAGAAAGUCAAAACACAUUACUAGUUUACAGGAACAAAUCUAAGAGGAUGCAGGAUGCAAUCUUAUUAUUGUACAUCAUUUUAUGUAACUGUGUUCUGUAAUUUAUUAUUUAUUUAUUUCUGUUAGAUAUGAAGCCAAUUUGGGGGUUAAUUUAAUUUGUGGGAUUACUGUCCUAAUAGAAGGCAAGCUUUCAUAAUUACAACUGCAAAGGAGGAGUCACAGUUAAAGCUUGCAGGUGUGAUUUUUAUGUUGUCAGUUAAUACUUAAUCCUUUGUUUUUCUUUUAGUUUUUUUUGCACUUGAUUCUAGAUAUGAUCGUGCUGAGUGUGGCAGUGUUUGAUUCCAAUUCGCUUUAUUUUGAGAAAACAGGUUUUGAGUGCUUUUCAGUGUUUCAUUAUCAAUCAGACAUGUUUCUGCACUAUUUCUGUAAAACCCCACACUUUUCUUUCUUUUUUUUUUUCUUUUUUUUAAAAUAAUGAGUUGUGCCUUUUUUGCUAAGCAUUUUCUAAUGAGUGCUUUUUUUUUCUCUCCCAAAUGGUGAAAUAAUGUUUGGACCUACAGUGACAAAAACCAUUUUUUCCUCUUAAUUUAUUCAGAUUUACUGCUCAAAUUGAGAAUUAAUGCACUGCUAUCAGAGUAGAGGGAAAUAGUUGUAAAUACUGAAAUAAAUCGGUUGAUCCUUUC
This is a messenger RNA of Oreochromis niloticus (Nile tilapia), 3788 nucleotides long. Its product is annotated as aftiphilin. The coding region runs from base 318 to 2318 and encodes 666 amino acids. Gene Ontology annotation, molecular function: clathrin binding. Gene Ontology annotation, cellular component: trans-Golgi network membrane; AP-1 adaptor complex. The record is from RefSeq and is a predicted model, not a curated record. Gene Ontology annotation, biological process: intracellular transport. The transcript is spliced from 8 exons. Lineage: Eukaryota; Metazoa; Chordata; Actinopteri; Cichliformes; Cichlidae.